Molecule: messenger RNA, 5176 nt
Organism: Colletes gigas
Lineage: Eukaryota; Metazoa; Arthropoda; Insecta; Hymenoptera; Colletidae
Gene: tj
Product: transcription factor Maf-like
Exons: 5
Coding region: 348-1694 (448 amino acids)
Biological process (GO): regulation of transcription by RNA polymerase II
Cellular component (GO): nucleus
Molecular function (GO): RNA polymerase II cis-regulatory region sequence-specific DNA binding; DNA-binding transcription factor activity, RNA polymerase II-specific
Source: RefSeq, a predicted model, not a curated record
GUACUCUUGCAAGGCGGUGUUUUUCGUUCGUGAUUGAAAGUAAGAAUUAGUGAAUCCAGCGGUGAAAAUCGAUCCGGUUCCGCUCACGUGGCGUACCGUAAUCGGUGUCACGUUCGCGACGAGAUCGCGGGUAGCGGCCCUCGCGUCGUUAGGCGGAGUCAUCGGAGAAGGUGGUCACGACGCAACAAACGGUGACGAGUUGUCGAGGAGGUGGCGAGGACGACGGAGGUGGCGGCGACGGUGGAGGUGGCGGUGGCAGCGAGAAGACGCACCCGUAUGCGGCCGCAACCGGUACGAUAGAGGAGGUGGAGGCGCAGGAGGUGGAGGUAGAGGUCGACGAGGUUAAGAUGGAAGCCGAGGACCAUCUCGCCAGGGAAUACGUACAGGAGUUUGUUCUCGAUCAUCUCGAUCCCGCCGACGUCAAACGAGAGGUGCGAAUAAGCUCACCGAUGAUGGUGAACGGUAGCGUGGUGCAGCUACCUGGGCAGGUGCAGACGCAGGGUCUGGCGUUGGCGCCUUUGACGCCGCCGGCGCACGAGUUGGAGCAACCGCAUCCGCUUUACGGGCAACCGCAUAUACAGGUGCAGCACGGAGUCCUGGUGAAGGCACCCCCGGGUACAGCUUCUCACCUAACGACCCUCUCGCAUCCUGGAACACCGCCGGACACGCCUCCGGUCUCGGCCUCGCCGCCGCCGUUGCAGUUGCAUCGCGGCGAACGAGAUUCUCGAGAAAGAGGUAUCUUCUUGCACCUGCAGCAGCCUGGAUCCCUGGUGCAGGAUGAGAUGCAGCCAGGAACCGGAGGGAUGGGCUGGUUGACGCAGUCUCUCAGGCAGGAACCACUCGACCUCAGGCCUCAUUGUCCCCAGGAGCAGACGCCGGAGCAUCAUCACGAGGCUUGGCCUCCAACACCCACGCAUCAUCAUUUCCAGGACCUGCAGCACCUGCAGCGCCAUACCAGGCACACUGGUGGAUACAUCACGAUGUCGGGUCACAUAGAAUACUACGGGGGCGCGGGUGCAGGCGGCGGGAUGCUUCCCGCGGGCGGAAGUGGAAUGUCGGGGAUGGAAGACAGCAUGCAGGGCAUACCGAUGCAACCGGGAAGACCGAUGAGCGUUUGUUCAGUGAGUUCUUGCGGUGCCGGAGGACCUAGUCCUGCGCACAGGACAGGCAGUGGCCUGUACUCGAAUUGCGGCAGUAACAACCCCCAGGAAGAACUCAUGAACGACGAGCUGCUCAUGUCCCUUUCCGUGCGCGAAUUAAACAAACGCCUCCAUGGCUGCCCGCGGGAAGAGGUGAGUCAGGUUGUGCGUCUGAAGCAGAAGCGACGGACCUUGAAGAAUCGCGGCUACGCUCAAAACUGUCGCAGCAAACGGCUGCAGCAACGUCACGAUCUCGAGACGACGAAUCGGAACCUGCAAAACGAACUUCAACGGUUGAAGAUCGAGCUGGCUCGGGUCCAGCAGGAACGCGAUCUCUACAAGCAGCGAUGCGAAAUCCUCAGAACCAGACAGAAUCAUCAUCAUAAUCACAAUCAUAACCAUCAUCAGCAACAGGCGUCGCAACAACAGCAACAACAACCGCAAUCGCAGCAACAUCAGACGCAAAGCCAACAGCAACCGCCGCCUCAGCAACAGCAACAGCCGUCGCAACAGCAACACCAACCAGCGCCUGCUAGCCCCGAAGUUUAUCUGUGACAUCGACAGCGCCGAGGAGGCGCUUGCUGGACCUGAACAGAUCAUCCGUUGAGAGAUCGUGAAAUUCUCGAUCGUGACAUACCUUGGCCGUAGGUUGAAAAAACCAAGCAAGCAACCGAGUAUUCCUUCGAGAAGCAGUUUUUCAAUCGAGAUUUAAGUCCUAAGCACAUCUCUAAGCUCGUCUACGUGUAUAUAGCGCUCAGUUCUCGGUCUUUAUAUUUUUUUCCCCUUUCUUUUUCUCUCUUUACACAGCUUUGUUAAGCCACGGCGAGGGCCUUGACUGUUAAACUGACUUUGUAAAUCGUGUAUGGAGUUACAGCGCAACUAAGGUAUCAUUAGAUUAAAGGUAAUUAGUUCUAUUCGCAUAGGUAUAUGAAUAUAUGCUCGUGGUAGACUGAACGUCUUUGCCAAAUAUUGUACCAAAAAGAGAAAAAAAAAAUAUAUGAGAAUAACUGUACUUUGUCGUAGCGCAAAAAGGAACAGUGACGAAGCUUGCGCGAAGAAACGGUAGCGUUAAGAGGUUCAUCCUAUUUGUUAUUUAAUUUCUAGCCAAUUAAUAAUUUUAAUCGUUCGAUACGAACAAAUCGGUUUGGAUAGCCUUCGUUGCUGCCUGUCGUCUUUGCUACUGUUCGCGUUUUAAAGUACAUAUACAGCGUGAUAUGAAAAAUGGGUCAAUACAUUUGCAGGUAUAUAGUAUAUAAACAUGUAUAAGAAACAUUUAAUUAACCUCUAAUUGCUUCUUAAUUAAUCGGAGAUAUGUAGAGUCUCUGUACUAAUUUAAUUUCAGUAUUUGUUUCUUGAUAAUUAUACUUUUAAACGUGUGUACAAAUGAAACGAAGAAUUGAGAAAUUUUACAGAGUAGAUGGUAAGCAAACAAUACGUUAAAAAUUCAACCAUCAGCCAUGAAAAUGUUUAAUGUUAUUUUUUUUUUGUCACUUGAACACCUUGUUUAUAGAACUCGUAAUUAUUUGUCAAAUCUUAAAGAGAUAAAUCCGUAGCACAAGAUAUGAUAAAAAUGAUACACGAGAAAAAGAUAUCCAUAUUGUAUUUUUAAAAUUAUCAAGGGCUUUGAAAAACCUAAUAUUUUUUUACUAAUUUUGAUAAAGAAAUAAAUAUAAUUAACACGAUUAAAACAACUACGUUUCAUUUUAAAAUAUAAAACGACGUUUUAUUUACACUCCAGAUCCGAUCGCGUUUUAACAUAAAAUGCAAUUAUUUUUUUCUCUUUGAAAUACUAAAAUUGGCGGCAAAUGUUUACAGUUAUAAGUAGAAUUAAUUAAAUUAUACGUAAGUUGCGGUACGUAGGAUUUUAUAGUUUCAUUUUUGAUUCGUUUUAACUCGAACAAGAGAAGGAUCGACGUUUUUUCAAAGCAAAAUUCUUAUUUCAAAUUCGAGAUUUUCCUAGCGUAGAAUUUUGCAAAUUUUUAUAUUUCGCGUCACGUUCUAUGAUAGUUCGUACAACAUACAGUGCUGUGAAUAAUUAUAAAAUGAAAUAACAACAUAGUUAAUAAGAAGUUUGGUAUCACUUUCCUUUUAUCGUUUCUAACAGCCGUUUCCGUGCAUACUAUUUAUCAGUUUGUCUAAAAUGUAUCGAGUAAUUUCCGUCCAUCUAUAUUUUAAUACUUUUAUAAAUUGUAGUUUUGCGAAUCCAUCUUAUCGUUCUGCGUUUCUUUGCAAUGCAUCUCGCAAAUUGAUUGGGUUCGAAUCAAGAUUUUGAGGUAGUUAUUAUCUUACAAAAAUUGUGAGAAAAUUUUAGGUUGGAAGAUAAACGCCCUAUGAUUUUCGAAUUGUUCUAUAGAAGAAAUUAAAUUUAAAAAAUUCUAUGUAGUUUAUUACAGACAAUGUUCCUUUAAUAAUUAUUUUUCUAAAUACUAUAUGCCUCCAAUUCGUUCGACCCUGGAUCACCCUGUAUUUAAGAAUAAUUAAUUGACGUCCAAGUUCGAAAGUGGUUUCGAUCGUUCCUUAUCGUUUAUCGGUAUUAAUUUUUACAUAGUCACGCGCGUGUAAUACAGCGUCCUUGAACUCGUGCAUCGUGGCAGCACCGAAGAUACAUUUGAACGACGCGUUCUAUAAAUUUAUACUUCCGAGCGAAUAGUGGAGAAUGUUUUAGGGACUUGUACCGGUUAAAAAUCGGUUGUACUGUCGUAAUCCUCAUAAAAAUCGAAAUAUCGAAAAAUACUGGUAUUAUUUUCGGUUUCUCUAUUUUGUUACCAUUUCUCAAGAUUUUUUUUAAGUAGAGAUCUAGAACCGGUACUAUUUUUUUAUCGUAAUUGGCACCAGUUUUACUAAGACUGAUAUAAUACCGAAGUUUCUGUAUACCAAAAUAAUUAUCAUCUUUUGACGAUGGAAACAUUGUAUUCCAAAACGUUGCCACAUUUAGAUUAUCGUAUACUAGAAUGGAAUUGUAGACUUGAAAAUAAAGUGGAAUAUAAAGAAACGAAGAUCGGUCCUCGAGUUUGGUGAUAAUUUUUAUUUCGUUUUUCGGUAUUACAUCGGUUUCAAAAUCGCUGAUAUAACAACGGUACGAAAAUCAUACCGGUAUCGAGUCCCUGUUUUAGGCAAGGGCCAAGUUUUCGUUGAAUGGAGUAGCCGAAAAGGCGGAUAAUUUAGGCGAUCGCUUUCUGUUUCGUUUCGACGUCGAAUCGUGAAGAAUUCGAAACUGAUCAUCGAUUGAUCGAUGGGAUCUGCUUCUACUUAGUACCUACGAUGUUCGAACGCGUGUGCAAGCAUGGCUGCGAGUGUCUGUUUUCUUAAGGGGUGGUCGCGGCGAACCUGUGGGGUCAUCAAUUUUUUUUCGAACUGUUUCCGGCGAUUCCAGAGCAAAAAUAAGUAGACACGUAUCCGAGCUUUUUUGUCAUUUAUUUAUAAAGAUAUUUAACAUUUAAUUUAAAAAAUUUUGUGUUACGCGUAGUUUACAUAGGAGUUGAAAUUCUUUUUCUACUUAUUUUUGCUUUAGAAUUAUCGGGAAAAAUUUGAAAAGAAUCGACGACAGAUGCAACCUCUCCUUGUUAGAAAUUGCGUAACAAAGACGUGUCGGUACAUUUUCGUACCGGCACCAGACGAACGGUGAUAUCGUUUUUUAGUACUUAUGGCACAAAAUGAUCUGUAUACGGUAGCUCUACAAAUUAUCGUCUCUUCUGUUUCUUUUCUAAGGGAUGUUUGAACGAGAGGGGGCUGCGUUGUUUUUCUCUGUGCUAUACAGCGGCGUAAAUUUUGCGACGAGAGCGUACUCGACAAUCGUCCUCGUUGUCGCGUAGUAAAUGUUAAUUAAUAGAUUUUCAACGAAAUCUAUAUUUUCUUCUUUAUUUCUUCUCACAGCAGCUUGUUUUAUUUCGUACUAUUUCUUUGGGGUUGUGCAAGAAUACAGGCGAAGAGGUUGAUACAAAAAUUACGCCACUGUCUUAUCGAAUUACAUAUGAAGCAUAUAUAUUAUUGUUUUGUCGCGUUGGAUUAUGGUCCUAUACGAUUUAAGAAUCUUUUAA